AGGUUAUGGGCCCAGGGCACUGCUGUGUGUCAGCAUUCGCGAAUUUGAAUUUGUGUGAUAUAUGUACUUGUGCGCACGCGUUGUUGUGUAUUAAUAUAGCGAAAGACUGUGUGUCGGUAUUUAAAUUCGUAAACGCAAAUAAUUAUACUGUCCGUCGGUGUAUUAUAGUUUAAAAGACAAUGAGUUCGUUUUUCCAAAUCGAAAAAUUGGACGAUUCCAAUUACGCGUCGUGGUCGGUGCAAAUGAAAAGUGUUCUUGUACACUCCGAUCUGUGGGGCGUUGUGUGUGGCCGUGAGGUCAAAUCAGACACUAUGACGAAUGCGGAAAAAGCGGCAUGUGAUAUUAAAAAUGAAAAAGCAUUGGCCUCAAUUUUACUUUGUGUAAAACCGUCACAAAUAAACCAUGUGAAGCAUUUGACAAGCGCAUUGGUAGCAUGGAAUAAGUUCCGCGAAAUACAUCAGCCAAAAGGGCCUGCGCGAAAGAUUUUGUUGUUUAAAAAACUAUUACAACUAAAUAUGUUUGAAGGGACUGCUAUUGCAAAUCAUAUAAACGAAUUUUGUUGAAUUCGCGAGAGUCUCUCUGAAAUAGAAGUUGAACUUCCAGAGGAAAUAUUAGUGAUAAUUUUAUUAUCAAGUUUGCCGGCGCAAUAUGAAAAUUUAGUUGUUGCAAUGGAAACACGGGACGCAUUACCCUCAUUUAAUGCGUUAAAAGUGAAAUUACUGGAAGAGGGUGCGUGGCAAAGUGCAAUUGAAGAAAAACAAGAUAAAAGUACAGAAGUGCUAAUGCAAGCUAAGACAUGUGUAUCUAGUAAUUUCCAGAACAAAAACAAAGCAAGCGUAGCAAACGGUUUAGGAAACAAUAACAAGAACAGUAAAAACGGUAAAAAUGCCAAGUGUUUCAAUUGCGGUCGGCGUGAACAUUUCGCAGCAGCAUGUAGACAGACGAAAAAGAGUGUGUUCAUACCAAAUAAACACAUCCGUGCAUUGUUCUCCUAACUCGUCUAAAUACGAAUUAGAGGACAAUGCAAAAAACACCCAACAGCGCCAACAUAACAGCGAAGAACCCAACAAACAGAAUAACACAAUAAAACGAAUCACCACAGCGAUCGGACAGACGGCGCCAAAGCAGCAGCAGCAAUAACAACCACAGCAGCAUCAGCAGUAACAACAGCAACAGAAUAAAAGGUCUCAACGCGGGCAUAAAUAACCACAUCAGGAUUUCGGAUCAUCAGGAUUUUUGCACAUACAUAUUUUCACCCACCCAAUCAACCGUAUUUUGGAUCCUCCGGAUUAAUAUUCCCCCACCCAAUCAACCACUUUGGAUUUAAACAAACUUCAUCAAUUAUCAACAUACGUGGAGAAAAAAUUGUCAAAAUAAUUGACAUCAAAAACUCCCUCAACGAGCAGCUGUUAAUUUGGUGUCAAAUGCGUUUUCAUUGUGUCAUAAAAAUUCAUCAAAUGUCGAUAUAGCAGUGCAUUUUAAAAACUGCCGACAAUAUUUGGCGUCAGAUGAUUGACAACCCGUUUUCACUAUAGAUGUCACUUUUGAACAGGCAGUUUGGACAGCUGAUUGCAAACUCAAUUAUUUUUAAAAAAGUGCGUGAAAAAAGUGAAAGGAAAAGAAAAAAAUGAAUAAAAAUAAAAGGAUUGCAAUAGCAACAGCCGCGCUAUUUGUAGUAACAACAUUAAGGGCUUGGAAAAGGAAGCGGACUCAACAAAGGAAUCUAAAACGGUGGUGGAUUCGACCAGGACUAAGGAAUCGUUCCACCUGUGGUUUUUAUAAUACACUACGAGCCAAUUUGGUUUCUCAGGAUUCAAAGUGGUUGAAGAACUUCCUGAGGAUGACUAUGGAAGAUUUUGACUUUUUAGUGGCGCGCCUUACUCCACAUAUUUAUAAACUAAAUACAAGAUUCCGUGAAGCGAUAUCGGUCGGUGAAGGACUGGCGGUAACACUACGCUAUUUAGCCACAGGAGAUAGCUUCUCAAGUUUAAUGAGUGUUUUCCUAUUGGGAAAAACUACUAUCUGCCAUGUAGUGCAUAACACGUGUAGUGCAAUUUUUAAAGCUUUAAAGGACGAGUUUUUAAAAGUUCCAAACACUCAUGAGGAAUGGACAGAAAUAGCGGAACGUUUUUACCAGCGAUGGAAUUUCCCUAAUUGUUGCGGUGCGUUGGAUGGGAAACAUAUAGCGAUUCAGGCGCCUGCGAACUGCGGUUCAGAGUAUUUCAACUACAAGAAAUACAAUAGCAUCGUUUUGAUGGCAUUGGUUGAUGCCGACUAUAAAUUUUUAUUUGUUGAAGUUGGAGCUUAUGGUCGGGAAUCUGAUGGAGGCGUUUUCGCAAGAUGUGCUCUUUCGACGGCACUUGCAGAAAACAGUUUAAAUUUUCCGCCAGCGAAGUCACUUCCACAUGAAAGUGGUGAAAUGCCAUUUGUCAUUGUCGCUGACGACGCUUUUCCAUUAAAAACAUACUUAAUGAAACCAUUCAGCUUCCGAAAUCAAGUGAUGUCGUACAAAAUAUUUAAUUAUAGGCUAUCCAGAGCAAGAAAUGUGGUGGAAAAUGUCUUUGGCAUUUGUGCAUCGCGUUUUCGAAUCCUCAGAAGGCCGAUGGACGUUACUCCCGAACAUGCGACAGUUAUUGUUCUCGCGAUUUGUGUAUUACAUAAUUACCUAUUAAUACGCAAGUCUAUAUAUAUACGAAUGUCUGACGUAGACAAAGACACAAAUGGCAUUACCGAUCCAGGUAAUUGGCGAAUGGAGUUGGGGGAAAAUGGAAUGCUUCCAUCAGUUCGGCCAAGCAGUGUUUUAGGUAGACCAGCAGACAGCGCGAUAAAUGUCCGUGAAAGAUUUAUGGAGUAUUUCAUGACUCCUCAUGGAGAGGUUGAAUGGCAAUAUAAUAGGACAAUAUUGCAUAACUCUUCUUUGUAGUUUACUCCUAUCUUUCUCAUUUAUAAAUGUGUAAUUCUAUGAUUUAACUUAUUUUGUAAAUACAAAAUAUUUUCAUUAUACCUAUUUUAAA
This is a messenger RNA of Bactrocera dorsalis (oriental fruit fly), 3014 nucleotides long. RefSeq lists its product as uncharacterized. The record is from RefSeq and is a predicted model, not a curated record. NCBI's taxonomy places the organism in Eukaryota, Metazoa, Arthropoda, Insecta, Diptera, Tephritidae. The coding region runs from base 1628 to 2923 and encodes 431 amino acids. The transcript is spliced from 5 exons.